Molecule: messenger RNA, 1671 nt
Organism: Rhizophagus irregularis DAOM 181602=DAOM 197198
Lineage: Eukaryota; Fungi; Glomeromycota; Glomeromycetes; Glomerales; Glomeraceae
Source: RefSeq, a predicted model, not a curated record
CACAUAUCUCACAUAUCUCAUUGUAAAGCUUGUGGCAAAUCCUUAACACUUAUAUCAGAAUGCCAAAAAUAUUGUGAGAAUUGUUUUAUAUAUUAUAUUAAAUGUAGAUAUUGUUUAACAAUAAAUAAUAUUUUUGGGCUUACAAUUCAAUAUCUAUGUAGAAAAUGCAAUAGAAAAUCUAUUGUGAAUAUUUUUAGUGGAAACAGUGAAUUAGAUGAAUUUCUCUUCAACUUAUUUCCUGACACGCAUUUUUGCGUUAAUAUGAAUGCAAAUGAGUUUAUAGACGCAGACGAGUUUAUAGGCGUAGAUGAGUUUAUAGACAAAAUAAAAAAUAUUGACAAAUAUUAUUUUCCAUCAGAAAUAAAUUUAACUAUUCGUUCUAUGUCUCAAAAAUACAUAAAUAAUCGAUCAAAAAACUUGAGGGAUCAAAUAAAAAAGUUGAAGGAUCAAUCAGAAAAGUUGAAGGAUCAAUCAGAAAAGUUAACGGAUCAAUCUAAAAAGUUGAUAGAGUGGAUAUCAUAUUCUCAAUUUACAAAUGUAGAGGAAAUAGCAAGAGGAGGAUUUGGCAUCAUAUAUUGUGCAACUAGGGAUAAAAAAAGUGUCAUUCUAAAAAAAUUCAAAAAUUCUCAAGAUACCAGCAGAUAUUUUUUAAAUGAGUUAAAAUCAAAUCAAAAUUGUUAUGAAAUUAAGCAUCAUAUUAUUAGAGUUCAUGGCAUUACAAAAGAUCCUAAAUUAGGUGAAUAUAUGUUAGUUAUGCAAUAUGCACCAGGAGGAGAUUUACAUAACUGGUUACAGAAGGAAUUUGCAGAUAUUACAUGGAAUAAAAAAAAACUAGCUAUUUUGUGGCAAAUUUCAGAAGGACUUGAAACCAUUCAUAAAGCUGAUUAUAUACAUCGAGAUUUUCAUAGUGGAAACAUAUUAUAUGAUUUAUCAAGUAUAAAAAGACAUCAAUGGCUAAUUGGAGACCUAGGAUUAUCACAACCUGCAGAUAAUACAUCGUCAAAUAAUGAAAUAUAUGGAGUGAUACCUUAUGUUGCACCAGAAAUAUUUAGGGGAUCUGCAUUUUCUAAAGAAACUGAUGUUUAUUGUAUGGGUAUGAUUAUGUGGGAACUUACAACAGGUUGUAAACCUUUUGCUAAUGUUGAACAUGAUAUCAAUCUGAUUUUUAAAAUCCUUGAUGGAGAACGACCUGUAAUUACAGAAGAUACACCAGAAUGUUAUGCAAAUUUAAUGAAAAGUUGUUGGGAUCCUGACCCCAAAAAAAGACCUUCUGCGACAGAAAUUCGUAAAACUUUUGGUAAAUGGUUUUUUAAAAACAAAAACAUCGAACCAUUUAAUCAAGCUGAAUUAAAAAGAAGAGAGUUAAUAGAAUCACAGAAACUUGGUCCUGAAUUUGCUAAAAAACCUCACCCAAGAGCUAUUUAUACGAGUAGACCACUAAGCUUUUUCAUUUCUAAAUGUUCAUCGAUUAAUUCAUCACAAGGCUAUAGUUACAUUUCAGAAGAACAAGGAUUUGAUAUAGACAUUGAAAGCAGGAAAUUGCCUACUGAGGUCAUUACAAUUCAGAAGAAGAGAAAGAAGCAAUAUAACAGGAAUUUACCACCCAAAGUCGAUUCAAAAUCGAAAUCAGGCUCUCACUUGUGUUUAAAGAAAAACCAGUUUGAACCCUAA